Paramecium pentaurelia is the source of this 5408-nucleotide messenger RNA. The record is from the annotation of a GenBank genome assembly. Lineage: Eukaryota; Ciliophora; Oligohymenophorea; Peniculida; Parameciidae.
AUGAUUAAAUAAGGUAAAUCCAAGGAUACAGCAGUUUUAAGGACACUCAUCAACACUCAAGCAUAAAAUUUUGCUACAAAAAGAUUGUUAAAAGAUCUCAAUAUAAUUGAAAAAGAGUCCAUUCCCACAGUGGGAGUUACUGCUAGACCUCUUGAACAUGACCUCUUUGUUUGGCAUGCAAAUAUUAGAGGUCCUGUUGGAACCCCUUAUGAAGGUGGAAUUUUUCAUUUUCAAUUGUUGAUACCUGAAUCUUAUCCUCAUUAACCACCUAAAAUAGAUCUAUUUACUGAAUUACCUCAUCCAAAUGUUUUUGGUAAUUCAAUUUGUUUAGAUUUACUUUAAUCAAGAAAGCCUGAAGACAAAGAUAAAUAAUCAGGUUGGUCAAGUGCUUACACUAUCUAAUCCAUAUUAUUAUAAUUAUCAGCUUUUUUGUUUGAAGAGUAAAUUACCGAAAAAAAGGAGAAAUAAUUAGCACAAAUUAAAAAAGCUGUUUAAACUGCAAAUAAUUUUAAAUGUACCACAAAAAAUUGUAAACAUGGUGGAAAACUCUCUUUAUGGCCUUAAUUCAACACUAAGGAAAGUGAUGAAUAAUAAUUUAUUAACAAGUAAACAGAAUAAGAAUUGUUAGAAUAAUAAUUCAUUUGCUUCCAUACUAAAUUAAGUUACAAAAAACCAUAAAUACCAUAAUAUGAUGAUGAAACUAAAAUCAAAUAAGAAAGUUGUCUUGGAAUCCUAUUAAAUGUAUCAAAGGUACCAAGAACUGGUUCAAUUAAGUAAGCAGUUCCAUCUUUAGAUUAUGUAUCAAUCAAAGCCUUUUUAAAUGAGGGAUUAAAAUGGGAUUCGUUAAAUUUGAAAUAUACUCAUUGGUUACCUCUUUAUUUUGGCAAGACUGAUAAUAAAGAAAGAGUAUUACAUCUCUUAUAAAGAUCAUUGUCAAUGAUAAUGACAAAUAAUACUAAAAGAUUCAAACCUGAAUUUGUUUUGGAAGUAUUUCCAAAGAUUACAUAAAGUAUUGUUCAUGGAAUGAUGGCUGAAAAGACUCAUGCAUCAAUUAGAUGUUUAAGAGUGUUAGCUUAAAUUCAUGCCUUAUGGUUAUUAUGUAUGGAAGAAUGGCCUUAACUAUAUUAAUAAGUAGAUGCAAUUAUUUACAAAUUUAUUACUGAUGAAAAGAGUAGAACAAAAGAAUUUACUCCUAAUCUUGGUAUAUUAUUUAAUUUACUCUAUGUAUCUAAAAAAUACACUUUUGGAGAUUUAGUUUAAUCAUAUACAGCAGAAUAAUUAGAUAGAUAAGUAUUUUGGUUAUUGAAAGAAAUUCCAGAAUUAGCAAAUGAAAAAUUGGAAAGUGCAAUAAGUGCAACAAAGAGAGUUGAAAUAACAUUUAAAUAAUAAUCAACUUCAUUUUAAAUGGGUUGUUUUUAAUAUAUUUAUUUAACUUAUGUUGUUUAACCAUUAAAGACAUAGAAGGAGAUUUUAGAAAGAUUUGAUAAAAAUUAUUGUUUGUUAACAACUGGUAUUGAAAAUGGAAUACAAGAAAAGAUAUUUGAAUCUUUUAAACGUGUAGUUAAUUAUGAUGGGUUCUAUGAUUUUAUAGGAUAAUAGAAGAAAUCUAUUGAAGAAUUGAAUUUAUUAUUAAAAUAAGCUGUAAAGAAUUCUAAAGAAAAGAAAUAUCAUGGCACUGUUGAAGAAAUGAAUUAAUUACCACCUGCAAUUGAUUAAGUGAAGUAAUAUUAAAAAAAAUACUCUAAAUUAUAAGAUUUCUAUGUAAUUACUUAAGAAGAAUAAGAUAAAAAAUAAAUUAAAUAUAAUUUUGAAGAAAAACAAAAUGUUGAUUGGAAAUAAGAAUUAUGUAAAAGAUGGGAUUGGAUUGAUGAAUAAUUAAAGUGGAAUACUGAAUUAAAUGCAACUGAACUGGCUCAAUAGUCAAAUUAUAGAAUGUUAAAUGGGUUUAGUCUUAAACCUGAAGAUAGAUUAUAUAAUAAGAUUGAAACACUUAGAAAUCAAUAUCAUAGCAUAAAAUAUUAAACUGAUUUUCCUUAACAUACUUGGCAAUAACUUUAUAUGAAAUUAGAUUUUGAAUAAUUUCUACUUUAAUUUGAUUCUUGUCCUGAUUUCCAAAGCUUUUAUUAAAAAGUAACAAUAGUAAAAGAAUAAUUAUUAGAUUUGGUUCUUGUAUUGAUUCACAUUAAAACUGUUUAAUCAGGAUAUUAUUAUAUUACUGCUGCAAUAGAAUAAUUUACUAAAUUAGUUAGAUUAACAUUAACUGGAUAAAAUUAAUUAGGUAGCAUAAUUUUCCCAAUGAAAGCUGCUAAAUCAAUAUAUAAAGGUCUAAAUAAUUUAAGUAAAUAAUAAAAUAAUUUAUAAAUUCUUGAGAUCAGUAAAAUAAGUUUUGCAGGAAAUUAACUAGAAAUAACAGAAUCUAUAUUUGGAGUAUUAAAUCUAUUUUAAAAUCAAUUAAAAUCUCUUACAAUAGAAAAUACAGAUAUGUUGACAUUAAGUACUGCUGCAAAGACAGUAGGUGCCAUAAUUACUUCAUUUAGAUAACUUGAAUAUUUGAAUUUGAAAGGAUCAAUACGUAAUGCUGAUAUAGCAAAAGAAAUAACAGAUGGUUUAAUGAGAGCAAAAUAAUUAGUAGCUGUAGAUUUCUCUUAGAAUAUAUUAGCUACUGAAAAGGGUUUAGCAUUAAUUGUAUAUAAUUUGAGUUUCUCACCAAAACUAAAAUUCUUAGAUAUAUCAGGAUGUGGAUCAAUUACAUCAGUUGAAUUAGUUGAAAGCUUAUUUAAAUUAUUAAGAAUAACUGCAAGUUUGGAACAUUUAAAUUUAGAGAGAUUAUCUUGUUUGAAUUUAACAUAAGAAUUCUUUAUUGCAUUAGGUGAAAAUAGAACUCUAAAAACAUUGAAUUUGAAUUAUAUUGGAGAAUUUAAUGAUUAAAAAUUAGAAUAAUUAGGUAAAGCAAUAGCAUUUAAUGCAUAAAAGGGAGGAUAAUUAACUAUAAUAAAUUUAAAUAAUGAUGGAAUAAAUUAUUUAAAGUUGUAGAAAUUAGUUGAAAGCAUGGCAAUAUCUAAUUAUGAUAAUGAAGUUUGGUAUGGAGAUGCAAAUAAAGCUAGUAAAAUGUCAGGAGAUGAUUAUAAAAAAGUAUUUAAAUGCAAUUUAUAGACUCUUGAUGUUAAAAUAGCUCCAUUUAAUUCUAAUUUUGAUAUUAAUUAUUAUAAGAGUUAAUAUAAAGCUAAGAAUGAGUUAUAAAACAUUUUUGAGAUGAAUCCAAAUCUUAUAGAUCUAAAUUUUGCUGAGAAAUAAUUUAAUAAGAAAGAUAUGGAUUUAUUAUCUGAAAUUGUACAUCAAAAAGCUAUUAAAUUAAAAGUCUUAAAUUUAAGUAGAAAUAAUUUGAAUAAAGAAGGAGCAAAAGUAUUAAGUACAUUCUUAGAAUCAAACACUACUCUAGAAUUCUUAGAUUUAUCAGGUAAUAAAGUUGGUGUAUCAGGUGGAAAGAGUAUUGCAUUAGCAUUAAGAAAAAAUUAAACACUUAAAUAAUUGAAUCUUUUCUUUAAUCUUAUUGGAUUUGAUGGUGCUAAAGAAUUUGGAUUAACAUUUAAAAUUAAUAAUAUUCUUGAAUUUAUUGAUCUUGGAAAUAAUAGAAUUAGAAAUAAAGGAUUAUUAGCAAUUACAGAAGGAUUAAGUGAGAAUAAAUAAUCAAAAGUAUCUACUCUUGGAUUAAGAUUUAAUUUCUUAUCUGAGGAUGGCAUUUUAAAUUUAAUUAAGAAAACUAAUUUAUAAGAAAUCUUUAUCAAGAAUAAUUCAAUUACUGAUUAUGGUUUAUAUUGUUUAAAAAAAGGAUAUGAUGAAUUAAAAUCAAAUAUUAGAAUAGAUUUGUUCUCUAAAUUAAGUUUAAUUGAGGAGAGUAGACUAGAAAGAACAGCUUGGAUUCAACCAAUCUUUGAAAUCCCAGAUAUUAUUGCUUUCUUCAAUAAAUUUGAAGUAGGUGUUAUAUUAGAUGCAAGAUUUAGAAAGGGAUAAAAGUAUAAAAAUCAUAUAUUGACAUUUAAUUUCAAUUUUGUUGAAUUUGCUGAUCCUAAUAGUUUGAAUAGAGCUCUAGCUUUAGCUUCAACUAAUUAAGCUAUUAUUGAUUCUCAGGCAUUUAGAAUUUAUAAGGCUGGAACAGGAACCUUCAUAUGUAUUUAUUAAAUUAUUAUCAUUUAGAUUAAAAAAAAAGUGCAAAGUAAAAGAAAGCUGAAAGUUCUAAAACUAAUAUUUUAUAAACGAACAUUACUACAAGUAUAGCUACAAGAGAAAGAGGUAGAAGAAGAGACAUGGGAAGAGGUAUAAGAAGAGGCAUGGGAAGAGGUAUUAGAAAAAACAUGGGAAGAGGUAUAAGAAAAAACAUGGUAAGAGACAUCAGAAGAGACAUGGAAAGAGGUAGAGAAAGAGACAUGGAAAGAGGUAGAGAAAGAGACAUGGAAAGAGGUAGAGAAAGAGACAUGGAAAGAGGUAGAGAAAGAGACAUGGAAAGAGGUAGAGAAAGAGACAUGGAAAGAGGUAGAGAAAGAGACAUGGAAAGAGGUAGAGAAAGAGACAUGGAAAGAGGUAGAGAAAGAGACAUGGAAAGAGGUAGAGAAAGAGACAUGGAAAGAGGUAGAGAAAGAGACAUGGAAAGAGGUAGAGAAAGAGACAUGGAAAGAGGUAGAGAAAGAGACAUGGAAAGAGGUAGAGAAAGAGACAUGGAAAGAGGUAGAGAAAGAGACAUGGAAAGAGGUAGAGAAAGAGACAUGGAAAGAGGUAGAGAAAGAGACAUGGAAAGAGGUAGAGAAAGAGACAUGGAAAGAGGUAGAGAAAGAGACAUGGAAAGAGGUAGAGAAAGAGACAUGGAAAGAGGUAGAGAAAGAGACAUGGAAAGAGGUAGAGAAAGAGACAUGGAAAGAGGUAGAGAAAGAGACAUGGAAAGAGGUAGAGAAAGAGACAUGGAAAGAGGUAGAGAAAGAGACAUGGAAAGAGGUAGAGAAAGAGACAUGGAAAGAGGUAGAGAAAGAGACAUGGAAAGAGGUAGAGAAAGAGACAUGGAAAGAGGUAGAGAAAGAGACAUGGAAAGAGGUAGAGAAAGAGACAUGGAAAGAGGUAGAGAAAGAGACAUGGAAAGAGGUAGAGAAAGAGACAUGGAAAGAGGUAGAGGAAGAGACAUGGAAAGAGGUAGAGGAAGAGACAUGGAAAGAGGUAGAGAAAGAGACAUGGAAAGAGGUAUAGGAAGAGACAUCAGAAGAGACAUCAGAAGAGACAUCAGAAGAGACAUGAUAAGAGAAAUCAGAAGAAGUAUGGCAGGAGAAAUCAGAAGAGAAAUGGAAAGAGACAUCAAAAGAGGAGGUAGAGGAAGAGACAUUGGAAGAGAUAGGGAAGAGCUUGAAAAUUAGAUUAUAUAAUGA